AAACUUUUACACAUGAAAAACAAAUCAUGAUGUUCUGAAAAUCAAACAAGACUGUAAUUCGAUUUGAUGCAGAAGUCAACAGAUGAAAAUGGUGAAUUAGGGAUGGGAAGUAUCAGGGAACAGUGUUUUGCCUUCCGGUUUUACCUCCAAAAUGGACAGCUUUAUUCACCUUCUCUCUCUACAACCAUGGCGGUUUCUCUCACCUUAACUCCCCGAAACCCCCUUUUCGUUUCAUAUUUCUAAGUCAACAUGGCUGCAAUUGUCACCGGAGAUCGGUAUUUGGAAUCGUUAGUGAAGUUCGUGGAGAAGCAGGUUGGUCCCUUGAUCGAAGGAACCCUUGUCCUGAAGCUGAAUCCGGUUGGCCUUCACUAUGUUCAAUCCAGACUCGAAUCAUUGGCCGAGCUUGAGAGGCUUCUCGCCGGAGCUCCUGUUGAUUACCUCCGUGCAUACGUUUCGGACCUCGGCGAUCACAGGGCGCUUGAACAGCUCCGACGGAUCCUCCGGAUACUUACAUCACUUAAAGUCAUAUCUGUGUUGCCACCGCCCUCAAGCAGAGACCCCACGCCUGUCUGUUUGCUGCCCUUUGGUCGUUUGAAGGUUCUUGAACUUCGUGGAUGCGAUCUCUCCACCUCCGCUGCUCGAGGGCUUCUUGAACUUAGGCACACGCUGGAAAAGAUUAUUUGUCACAAUUCAACUGUGAACCAGGAUGCGCUUAGACAUGUUUUUGCUAGUAGGAUUGCUGAGAUAGAGGACUCUCCUCAGUGGAAGCGAUUAUCAUUUGUUUCUUGUGCUUAUAAUGGCUUGGUAUUAAUGGAUGAUUCCUUGAGACUCCUGCCUGUUGUUGAAACUCUUGAUCUAAGUAGGAACAAGUUUGCUAAAGUGGAUAAUCUUUGGAGAUGUAGCAAGUUGAAGCACCUGGACCUUGGUUUUAAUCAACUCAGAACCAUUACAUCAUUUAGUAAGGUCUCAUGUCAAAUUGUGAAACUAGUGUUGAGGAACAAUGCUCUUACUACUAUGCGUGGGGUGGAGAAUCUAAAAUCACUCGAGGGGCUUGAUCUUUCUUACAAUAUUAUUUCCAACUUUUCGGAGCUGGAACUCCUAGCUGGUCUUCCGUCACUACGAAGUUUGUGGUUAGAAGGAAAUCCAGUAUGUUCUGCCAACUGGUACAGACCACAAGUCUAUAGUUUCUUCUCUGAUCCUGAUAAGUGUUUUCUUUUAUGUAUAACAUUAAAGCUGAUUCUGGAUGGCAAAAAGAUCUCAACUAGAGAGGGCUGGAAGCGACAGAUUAUCAUUGCCAGUAGGCAUAAGCAGCCAGCUAGCUUUGGGUUUUAUUCCCCAGCCAAAUAUGAGGCUGAGGCUGAGGGAGAGGGGAGCGUUAACACAAAAAUGAAGAAGCUAUCUCGUGUUGCCAGUAUUGACAGUGAAGCAGCGAGCAUAAUUGUAUAUUCUGAUAAUGACUCGGGUGACGAUGAGGAUCGGAUCAAACAGGAGAUUACUGAUUCAAAUAAGGGAGCUGAAAUAGUUGAUUUCAUUAACAAACUUGAGUUCAUGAAAAGGGAGCGUUCUGAUUCAUGGCUGGAGGAGUUUCAACGGUGGAUGAAUCAUGUUUCUGAUGAUCAUGUAAAGAGUGAUGAUAUGCAGAGUGGGCUUGCCUUGAUUCUCGGCAAAGAAAAGGAUUCUAGAAAGAAGAGAAGGCUAAAGCAUUUUGGUAAAACAUCAAGAUAUGUAUCUCGUUCUGCUGAAGUUUUUGUUGAAGGGCAUGGUAUGGAAGUUCCAGAAUCUUAUUACGCAUAUGAUGAUUUGUCUACCGAUACUGUAUCACAGCAGUACCCUAAUGAAGUUGGCGAAUCAGCCUCAAGUUAUCUUCUGAACCUUGCUCACGAAGACGGAUCUAUUUCAAAUCAUAUGAAACUGAAAUCCCAUUAUGAUAAAGGGGUUGAUUCCACUAGAAGUAUGAAGUUUGGAGAGGAGGGGACAUAUUCAAACAAUGGUAGCAAGGUUGAAAUGACUAGUUCAAACAGUAGUUUUGUGCCUUUGGACACUCUGGAUGAUAUUAUUGAGGCUCGUUCACCCUCAGCUUAUGCAGGAUCACCUCCUCAUUAUCAAGAGGACAUUCUGCAUCGUCGCCACAACUUGGAGGAAGAAUUUCUUCAGCUAUCGGCUGAGUCAUAUUCAGUGGCAUCGUCUGAUAGCCAUACCAGUGACAGCGGAGAUGAUUCUUUUGAAAUUGGAUCACGUAUACAUAAUAAUGAAUCAACAGCUGAUGAUCUUUCAAGAAGUAUGGAUAACCUAUCAUUUAUCCCUUCUGAAGAUUUACACUCCAACAGAAUGCUUGAUGUGGCUCAGUUUACAAAAAAUGGCUCAUGUUCACUGUCUCCUUUCACUAUGAACACCUUCAAUACAGAACUUAGGGAUUCUGAACAAUUAGGCAACAAUUAUGAAGGAAGUCUGCAUGAUGGGGAAAUAGUCGGUCUUGUGAAGCAAGAAGCAAAUUGGUUGGAGAAGAAAAUGCGCAAAAGAAAACCGAAGCCAAGAGUUAUUUCAUUAACAGAGAAGGUGACACAUACAGAUGACAUUAAUGAUUCUGUUGUAAGAAAAUCGUCACAUAAAUUGAACUACAGUGCAAAUGAUGUACAGGAGGCCUGUAGACGAGAGGCUGGCAUGAAUGAUUUCCAGAUGUUGGUUUCCGGGAUACACUCCAUCACUGCAAAAGGGGAGAUUCUUCCUGAAAAGAAUCUAUCAGGCCCUGGGACUGAAGAAUUCAUCUUAAAGAACGUCAAAGUAGAUCUUGCAGAUUUUGGGGUUCAGGAAACAUGUAGGCAAUGUGUGUGUUGCAAUUGUUUGCUUGAGGAGCCAUCCGGGUGCAGUAAAAGUGGCGUGUCGUUAUUACUGAGCUCUGAACACAAGUUGUAUGUUCUGCUCCUCAAUGGCCAACAUGAUGGGUCAGGAUAUAUCCCAAGUCUAGUAGGUUGCCUCGGGAAUGAAGAUGUGAAAGAGGUUUUAGUAGGUUUAGGACUUCAAGCAGUGAGGGUGUACACUACACGAGGGGCAAGAUAUAUGUUCAUAACUAGGAGUAUAGAGAAAUCAAGGCUGCUUAUAUCUGUACUGGAACUCUUUCAUUCAAAUGCCAAGAAGACCGGGUUUCCUCUGCUAAGUUUGGAUAAGAUCCAGGUUGCUUUGUUUGAGAGAGAUGUAUGUGGGGGAUCAAAAACAAACAUCCUUCAAUAUACCAUGGUGUUAUUUUGGAACAGCAACUUUGGAGAGGGUGUAUGGUUUUCGAGAUCGUUGUUUGUUCUUGGAGGGCAUAUGCUGGUGUGCAUCGAGGACGUCUUGCAGUUUGGUUUUGAUUCUCAGGAUACAUUCACUCCGUAUUUCUCACUUGAUACAUGCUGUUCUAUUGUCGAUGCAUUCGAAAUGGUGAUAGACGCGAAGGAUGGAUGUGUGACAUUAGCUCUCAAAUCCGUUGCAUCAGAGUUCAUCCCUUGGGACGUAUCUGAACGUGGGUCCCGGAGUGUUGCAGCUAUGAUUUGGAAGCUGAGGUGGUUCAGUGAAGAUGAUCUAUGCAAAUUUGUUGCAUUAGUGAAAGCACUUCAUGCUGGAUUUGGAUCGUCAUCUCCUUUAAUCGUACGAUACGCAUCUUAAAUCAGGUACUUUUAUCUGUUCUUUCUCGAGUACGAUUUAGAUUGGUAUUUUUUCAUCAUUCAUUUCAUUCGUUCGCUUCCCUUUUGCGUCUUUGAUUAUAGUUUGCGUUUCCUUGAACAUAUAUAGUCGUUGCUAGGUGCUGUUGUUUUGUACAGAAUAAUAGCGGUUGAAAAUGAUCUCAUGCUUCUUUUCGUUCCAAUCUUUCGA
This is a messenger RNA of Cynara cardunculus var. scolymus (artichoke), 3849 nucleotides long. RefSeq lists its product as uncharacterized. Bases 250 to 3642 code for a protein of 1130 amino acids. The record is from RefSeq and is a predicted model, not a curated record. Lineage: Eukaryota; Viridiplantae; Streptophyta; Magnoliopsida; Asterales; Asteraceae. The transcript is spliced from 11 exons. Gene Ontology annotation, molecular function: protein binding. Gene Ontology annotation, cellular component: cytoplasm.